UCACUAGCAGCCCAACUCUGCAGCAGCGACAGCAGUUCGCCAGUUAGCUAGCUGACAGCAGUAGUCAGAACGAAUCGAGAGGAGCAAGCGUUUGGACGUGGUCGGUAUUGGCAAUCGACAAUCGGCAUCGACAUCGGCAAACGGUCGUCUGCGUCGCUGCGUCGCGUAUGCCAUUUGUGCUGCUGCUCUUUCAAAUAGUCGCGGGCCUAACACUCAUUUUAUUUGUUAUUCAUUAUAUUUAUUAUAUAAUUAAUGCAAUUGCCGGCGAUUUACAAUUACAACAACAGCAACAGCAGUUGCAACAAAACGUGAAUUCACCACAACUAGAAAAACCAUUUAUAAAAAAGUAUCGACAUCAACGCAUCCCAGUAGCGUCGACAACAUAUAGAAAAUCGCAUUUUUUUACAGCAACCACAGCAACAACAACUGGCGAAAAAAUGCAAACAAGCGACGAUGCAAAGUUUAUAAAAAAACGUUGGAAAGGAGGCACAAUUGAACCCCAUCCAACGGAUAAGGCACUAAUUGUCAACUAUCAACUGGAAGCGACGGUUUUCGGCGAGCAAUCAAGUAAUCCGAUGAUUGAGGAGAAAAAGAAUUGUCAGAAAAUUAUACGCUUACGUUCGCUGAAUGCCAAAACGGAUCCUGCCGCAUUAGCGAGGGAAGUCGUAGACAAAUGUGAUCUCAUACACAAAUCCCAAUUGGCGGAUGUAGAACAGAUAAUAUUCUAUCUUAAGAAUCGUAAAGACAAUGCAGGUGCAGACAUCGCUGACAAUAACAGCCAACAUCGUUCGGUGGUAUCUGCAAAGCGUAUCCCAACCGCCAAAAACAGUCCAACUUCUGCCGCUCUUUCGCCCGCUAAAACACCAGCUACCAACGCUGAUGUCUCCAUCAAUAAUAUUGACGAGUAUGUGGAGUUGUUGUAUGAGGAUUUAAGCGAACGAAUACGUGGUUCGGCCAUGAUCUUGCAAGUGGCACGUAAUCCAGAUAAUCUGGAGGAACUGGAGAAAAAUGAGGCUUGCCUAAGCGCUUUGUCACGCGUAUUGCGCGAGGACUGGCGCAAAAGUUUAGAUCUAUCGACGAAUAUUAUUUAUAUAUUCUUCUGUUUUUCGACUUAUACGAAGUUCCAUCCCGUUAUUGUGCAAUAUAAGAUUGGUUCCCUCUGCAUGGACGUGAUCGAUUACGAGCUGAGACGCUAUGAAAGCAUGCGCAAUGAAUUGGAUGUGCGAAAGAAUCCCGUUAGCUCUGCACCACUUUCAGCUAAAUCUAGCAAAGAGAAACUGAAUCGCAGCACUGAUGAUUUUCUUGAUAUAAUGAAUGAGGAAAAACCAAAAGAGAUGGAACCCCCACGUCGCCGCAUACCAGAAUUGAAACAGCGUCCCAAGUCCGGUAAUUGGUCUAGUUUCCACGGCUCAAUGUCCUCCUCGUUGAUGAAAAGUCAAGUACUCAAUAGUAGUUACCAUGAGGCGCUUUCCGCUGGUACGGCCACCCCCGACUCAGGUGUCUCGUCGAACGGCGACAUGAAAGCAACCAGCAAUGAGGCUCUUGAUCGCAACGAUCCCAAGGUGAAGAAAGAGGAAAUCGAUCGUCUCAACAAGCAGUUGAAGGUAUUUGCCAAGAAACAAGAACAACUACUGCGCGUUGCUUUCUAUUUGUUACUUAAUAUGGCCGAGAAUAUAAAAUUGGAGGAAAAGAUGCGUCGCAAGCAUAUUGUUAAGAUGCUUGUCAAGACUUUGGAUCGACAAAAUAUCGACUUGCUAAUGUUGGUAACCACAUUCCUGAAAAAAUUAUCAAUCGUCCGCGACAAUAAAGAUGAUAUGGGAGAAUUCAAUAUCAUUGCCAAAUUGCCGCGCCUAUUCCAAAGUGGUCAUACCGAUCUGGCACAGGUAACUUUGAAACUUGUCUUUAAUUUAUCCUUUGAUGGUGUGCUGCGACGGAAAAUGGUCGGUGCUGGUUACCUACCAAAGCUAGUGAUGUUCAUUAAUGAUGAGAAGCAUCACGGCAUCGCUAUGAAGAUACUCUACCACAUGAGCUUAGAUGAUUGGGUGAAAGGCUUAUUCACGCAUACUGAAUGCGUUCAAAUGGCCACCGAUGCCAUUAUUCUAAAUUUAAAUAGCAAAGUUGAUCUUGAUCUCAUAGCACUAUGCAUCAAUCUAUCGCUGAAUAAACGUAAUGCACAAAUCAUGGUGGAGGGCAAUCGUCUGCAUGACCUUAUGGAUCGUGCUUUCAAAUAUCAGGAUUCGCUAUUGAUGAAAUUACUACGCAAUCUUUCACAAAACGAAGCCCUACAACCAAAAUUUAUCGACUAUGUCGGCGAUUUGGCUCGCAUACUAACAAUUUGUGACGACGAAUCAUUUGUGGUGGAAUGUCUCGGUAUUCUUGGUAAUCUAUCACUAGCCGACUUGGAUUAUUCACAAAUAUUGCAAAACUUCCAAUUAAUACCCUGGAUACGGGAUGUACUUGUGCCAGGUGCCAAAUUGGAUGACAUGGUGCUCGAUACAAUUGUUUAUUUGGGUACCUGUGCGCAUGAUGAGCUCUGUGCGUUGCUUUUCUGUCGCGCAAAAGUUGUGCUCUCGUUGAUCGAAUUGCUGAAGGCCAAACAGGAGGACGACGAAAUUGUUUUACAGAUCAUUUUCGUAUUUCAAAAAAUUUUACGACACGAAAGCACGCGCGAAUAUAUGAUUAAAGAGACUGAAUCGCCGGCGUAUCUGAUCGACUUGAUGCAUGACAAGAAUGCAGAAAUACGAAAGGUCUGUGACUAUUGCCUGGAUAUUAUCGCAAUUAGUGACAGCGAGUGGGCUAAACGGAUCAAGCUCGAAAAAUUCCGCAAUCACAAUUCUCAGUGGCUUUGCAUGGUAGAAUCGCAGCAGGAUCAAGACAAUGAACAAGACUACGUUGACAAUAAUGAGGAUGAAAACGAACUCGACACUUAUUUACGUACCGAAUAUUUGGAUAAUUGCGAUCUGUACAAUAGUACGAAUACGAAUAAGGAAAGUGAAGAUAAUGAAAGCAACAAUAGCAACAAUCCAGCCAGUCCUGCAAUGUCCACCUAUAGUCGCCCAGUGAGCAGCUACCGGCGCAGCGAGGACCUCGAUGAUCUUUUUAAUAUGACAUCCAGUUCGAAAUCACAAACAUCCAGUCAAGGGGAUAGCAACUACAUGUUCAAGUCGAACAAGUCACUGGACGUCGAAGGUCUACACGAGGAGUUAUUAAUGGCCUAAGCUGCGCAUAUGUACGUAUGUACAUAUGUAUGUAUACUAUACAUACAUACAUAUAUAUGUAUGUCUGUUCGACCAAAAAUUAGUAGCAACUCAAAUAUAAUAUUUGUCAGAUCUCCCUUGCUUCUUAACGAACUGAUUGGUUCGUGAAGAACCUUCGCGCUACAGCUGCAAAUAAAAAACACCGCAACAAAAAAUCUAUAUUUUAUAGGUAUUGACAGUCACAUAUGUAUAUGUAUGUAUUUUGGCUAGAAUAUUACUAUUGCUACUAUUAUAUAGAAGUAUAGUUGUUGAUUGUGGCAGUCCAAAUUGUAGCACUCACUAUUCGAGUCACAACCUACCAACCAACUUAGAUACAAUUAAAAACGAUAAAACAGUUCUAUAUUUAUUUGUAUUAAGAUGCAUUUACAUACGUACAUACAUAUGUUUACUCCCCAAAGAACAAACUCGACAUUCGACUCUUACACAGGGUGACAAUGUGUAAUUAGCAAUUAAAUUUGAGGCGCAGAAAAGAAAGGGUGUAAAUGCCUUAGGUGUGAAUUUUAAUUAGAACAAACAAAUGUUAUUGAACAUUACAUUUUAUUCAAAACUAUUUACAUACAUACAUACAUUAACUAUUGUAAUUAAUAAUAAUAUUUAAUUGGCUUGCAAUUGCUUCUUUCAGACUUACACUUAGUUGAAAUUUUUAAAAGCAAGCGAAAAGUAAGUGAAAUGCUAUAAAACGAUAUUCCGCACGCACACAAGUUAUUUUAUGUAUGUAAGUGUAUAUGUAGUACAAUUUAUGUUUUCGUACUCUCUAAGCUAUUUAAUUUGAAUUUAUGUAUGUAAGGAAUCAGAAAUCAGCAAACAGCCAAAAAGAACAAAGAACCAAAAUACCGAAAUACCGAAAUAGGUACCGAAAUCCCGACAUCCGCAAUCCGCUCAAAAAGCAAAAGCAACCACGGAUAAUGUAAGCAUGUAAGACAAAUAUUCAAUGCAAUUCAUCGAAGCUAGUCUUUUUAAACCUUUAGUUUUUAAUAUUUAGAUGCUUAUGCUUAUACAUAUUUAGUUGUAUUUGUAUGUACAUUUAGUGUUAAUUAAUUCUUAGCGACAAUGCAAACAAAAAGGCAAUUUAUAAACUUUAAAAUGUAUGUAUUGAAUAUUUUUGAUUGUGAUAUGUAUUUAAUUUCUAAUAUUUAAUAGUUACGUUUGAAAUACACAAAAUUAUAUUUUAAGGCUAAUCAAUGAAAUGAACAACAACUCCACGCCAUGACACUAAUUAUAAUUUUUUUUAUUUUCUUUUAUUUUAAAGAUUUGAAUAUUUAGUUAAUUUUUUGUUAAUGCUUAUUUGAUCGUUGGUGAAGUUAACCAUAGAAAAUCGUUAACCGACUGAACUUGGAUUUUCUACAGAAAUAAUAUAUAUAAUGCAGCUUGCUUUAUUACUGCAAAGAGGAAACGGGAUUUUUAAAAAUAAUUUUCGCUAUCAUAGAGUAAAAGCUUGUCAGUUCGGACGCCUUUAGGAAGGAUUAUCCAAUAAUUCAAACGUAUUAGGAACAACAUGAAUAGGCACGCUACGAAUAGGAGGAGGAGCUCGGCAAACUGGACAUUGUAACUCGUUAAUCCGAUUUUUUUUUACUUUCCCUUUUAUUGAUAACGCGAUGAAAGCAAAAAAAAAACUGGCAGAGUUGUAAAAUAUUUGACCCAACCUGGCGAACUUACCAGUGGACGAUUUUCACUUGGUUUUCAUAAAUUCCUUUUCACCGACAAAAUGUAUUACAAGACUAGAAAAAGUUUAAAAAAAAUAUUUUUUUAUCCAUGCACUUUGUUGGUUACUAUGUCUGGUGGUACAAAUUUAAGGCAUUGUUAUCACAGUAUUCUGUCAUACACUUACAUUUGAGAGAAUACAAAAGGCGGCGCAUAUGGCAGUGCCGUUACUCGGUUCUCAGUGAAUUUUGCAGAGUCAGUUAUUGAGCUGACGCCAUUUUAAAAGUUUGUUUACAACUCUUUGUAGUGUAACGUGUAUAGUGUAACCAGCAAAUAUUUACAGUCCUCUAAGCUUAAAUGGAUUCUGGUGACGAUACAGCAUGCUUGACUGCGCUUUGUAUGUGUUAGUGCAGUCGGGUGGCGUCGUGUCACACAUACUUGUUGUCGGUAAAAAUCAAAAAUUUUAGAUAUUAGCGUCAAGCACCCGACACGCACACAUAUAAAGUUCUUGUCAAACAAUGCUUGACCGUUACCAGAGGCCAAAAGAAACAGAACAGAGAGAAAAUGUUGAGUGAGAUAUAAAAGUUUGUUAUUUGACAUCUUUUACAUACAUAUAUGUACACUGCAGUUAUAAGAAAAUCCAGUUACAGUUUUCGACCAAUGGAAAUAAUUCUGAACAUUACCAAAAAAGUAAUAAUUUACAAAGGAGCCACCAAAACUCAUAAAGUUUAUUUUUUGAUUUUUGUUAUUUUGAAACGAACAACAACAAAAUUAUAAAUAAAUUUGUUUGAUAUUUCUACUUGAAUCCAACUGUAUAGUGAUUUACAAUGUGGGACUCAGUGAUUUAUAAUUGUGGUUUGUUGUUGUUUUUUUGUUUUCUAUUUCAUUUUUCUGAUUUUGUUAUAUAUUUUAAUGUAAGCUAUUCAAACGAGUGUUGAAAUAGAAAAUGAAAAAAAGAACAUUUAUAUAAUUAUGUUCAAUGUUAAAUAAUUUACGAAGUGUGGAGGUCUAUGUUUACUUACCAAGACAAAAUUUUGGCCAUCUAACCGUGUGUUCGAAAAUGCGAGCCAUCCUUAUGUACAGUAAGUGUCACUGAAAAUCGUACAGCUGUUUUUCGCAAUGUUUACUUUUUUUAUUUAUAAAAAAAAAAACAUAUAGUAUAAGGUGGCGCAAAAUUAAUCACCCUACUUCAGUUUUUGCAAAUGGCGACGUAUGUCAAUCCUAUUUGACACUUGUGAACUAGACAGCUGCACACUGCAGUAUACAAACAUACAAGCAAUGGAGAGUAUAAAAAUCAGAAUAAAGAUUUCCAUCAUCCAAAAUACUUUU
This is a messenger RNA of Anastrepha obliqua, 6227 nucleotides long. It is a transcript of the gene Kap3, whose product is annotated as kinesin-associated protein 3. Gene Ontology annotation, biological process: microtubule-based movement; cilium organization. NCBI's taxonomy places the organism in Eukaryota, Metazoa, Arthropoda, Insecta, Diptera, Tephritidae. The coding region runs from base 168 to 3218 and encodes 1016 amino acids. Gene Ontology annotation, molecular function: kinesin binding. The transcript has 10 exons. Gene Ontology annotation, cellular component: kinesin II complex; axoneme; ciliary transition zone. The record is from RefSeq and is a predicted model, not a curated record.